Messenger RNA from Cryptomeria japonica (Japanese cedar), 4206 nucleotides. Its product is annotated as disease resistance protein RPV1. Gene Ontology annotation, molecular function: protein binding. The transcript has 4 exons. The record is from RefSeq and is a predicted model, not a curated record. Lineage: Eukaryota; Viridiplantae; Streptophyta; Pinopsida; Cupressales; Cupressaceae. Gene Ontology annotation, biological process: defense response to fungus. Bases 1663 to 3858 code for a protein of 731 amino acids.
UCGGAUUGGAUGUUUCACAUGCCUGACCACUCAACAUUUGUCACAACAUGAUUGUCUUUUGCACUGCACCUGCCCUGCUCUGCCCCUUGUUUUCCUAAAUUACAUCCUGACUAUGACUGCCACUCAAAUUGGUGGUUGCAACUUGCACAGCUCUCCUCUUACAAAUACCAGGCCCUUCACCUGCUCAACAAUCACAACCCUCUUCCAUUCUAGUUUAUCUUUCUGUAAAAGCUUAAAUCCAUUUCCAUGGCAUCUACCUCUACUUCUAGUCAUAUUAAUGAGCAGAAUGAACAUACAAAUCCAUUUGAUGAAAUUGUUGUAUCUUCCUCCACUUCUACUACACCCUCACUGGGAACCCUGUUUUGAUUGCUGUUCUCCCUUUCUCUCUCUCUGUUCUACUCGAAACCAUUCUAAUUCUUUUCAAGAGAUCGCACCAUCUCCAUCUGAACCACAUGCUUUUGACCAGGUUAUACCAUCUACAUCUAUUUCUGGUAGAUCCACUCCAAUGCCACACAGAAAACUGCCCUACGAUGUGUUUAUUAAUCAUCGUGGCCCAGAUGUCAAACAAACACUCGCAGCCACUCUCUAUAAGCCCCUCACGGGCAUGGGAUUGAGGGUUUUUCUUGAUAAUGAAGAGCUUGAAUUUGGGAUUUUUUGCCCAGAGAAAUAGAAGAGGCAAUGCACACUGCUUCGCUGCAUAUAGCUAUAUUUUCUGAGAAUUAUGCACAAUCCUCAUGGUGUUUGGCAGAGCUUUCAUACAUGCUAAAAACGGGCACUCAAAUCGUUCCUGUUUUCUAUCAUGUUCAGCCUGAUGAUGUCAGAUAUGCAAAAGGAGUUUUUGCUGAGGCGUUUUCCCGGCAUAUGAAAAAGGGUAGAUACACCAAGGAAAAGCUUGAGGAGUGGAAGAAUGUGCUCAACAGUGUUUCAUAUAAUGUCGGUUUUGUUCAUAAUGUUGUGUGAGUACCAAGCACUCUUCUCUCUAGCACUUAUCCUCUUCUUAUCAAUUCCUUCCUGAUUGGUUGCAUGUUUAUUUGUUUCUUAUUUUUCGUUACACAUGUCAUCUUAAGUGAUGUUUGGUCUAUUUUGUUUUGCUGCUGUUGUAUAUGCUUAGUGAUGAGGGGAUCCUGAUGAAGAACAUUGUUCGUUCUGUUUUGAAAGUAAUAAAAAAAGUGUCGUUUGUGGUUGCCAACCAUCCAAUUGGUCUAGAUGAAACUGUCAUAGACUUUGAAAGGACAACUCUUCAAUCCACAGAGAGCCAUAACAAUGUCCAAAUUGUAGGAAUAUGGGGCAUGGGUGGUUCUGGCAAGACCACUCUUGCCAAACAGUUAUAUAAUGAUAAAUAUAGAACUGUGGGCAAGUCUAGUUUUUUAUUAGAUGUUAGGGAUGCUGCUUCUAAAAGUAAAUUGCAUAAGAAACAGAAAAAGCUUCUAGAGGAUCUUGGUAUCUCAGGAGAAUCAAUUGACAAUGUAGAAGAAGGGAAGGGGAUUCUUGCUAGCCGUUUGCGAUAUUCGGGUGCUUAUCAUUCUAGAUGAUGUGGAUAGUGUAGAUCAAUUGAAUGCUCUAGUGCCUAAGAAGGAUAGUCUUGGAUUGGGUAGCUUGAUUGUAGUCACUUCAAGAGAAUUAGAAGUCUUUCGUUGUUGGGACAUUUCAUCCAUCUAUAGAAUGAAAGAAUUGGAUCGACCUCAUGCCAAGCAGCUCUUUUGUUGGCAUGCUUUCUUGCAGCCCUCUCCGCACCAAGAACUUGAAGAUCUAGUUGAAAAUUUCCUAGAUGUUUGCCAUGGAUUACCAUUGUCUCUAAAAGUUUUUGGAGCACAACUAUAUGGUAUCUCCAAGAAAGAUUAUUGGGAAAUUCAAUUGCACAAGGUCUCUAGAAUUUUACCCAAAGAUAUCAAAGAGAGAUUAAAAAUCAGUUAUGAUGCGCUAGAUAACGAGAAGCAGAUAUUCUUAGAUGUUGCCUGUUUCUUUAUUGGAGAGGAAGUAAGUUCAGCUAUUACAGCUUGGGACGGAUUGGGAUGGAAUGGUCAGCAUAGUUGGGAACAACUCUUAAAUAAGUGUCUUGUUGAACUCAAUGAUGACCGUAUAAGAAUGCAUGACCACUUACACGAUUUGGGAAGAGAAAUCGCAAAUCAUCAGUCACCCUACCGCCUGUGGUCUCCCCAACAAAUUAUUAAUGUUGGUAAUGAAGUACAGAGAAUUGCAAUUCGAGGAAUAAUAGCCACAGCGGUUGAAACCCCAAGCGAGAAUGAGGGGUUUCUUCGAUGUUCUGAGGAUGGAAAGCUUAUAGUUAAGGCAAGUGGAGUAAAUUAUAGCCUGGAACCCUCUUCGCUUGGAUUAAAAUUUUUGCACGUUAGACGAAAUCAUCAUAAUCAAGUAAUCGGUGAACUAUCACGAGAGCUGGUAUGGCUUCGCUGGCAGGACAUUGAGCAGAGAAAUCUUCAGUCAUUGAGUUCACUUAAAAAUUUGAGGGUUUUAGAACUCAGCGAAACUUGGAAUGGGGAACAUCACUUAGAAAAACUAUGGGAAACUGACAGCAAUGCUCCUGUGCAGUUAAGAGAGCUGUUUAUCAGAGACUGCCCAAACUUUCAAGUACUUCCAAAGUCAAUAGGAUGUCUUGAACAUUUGAAAAAGAUAAUCAUUAGUAGGAAUAAGAUAAGGAAGCUGCCGGAAGAAUUUUGUCUUCUUCAAUCGCUGGAGCACCUGGAGUUGGAUGGUUCAGAGCUAUCAUCAUUACCCAGCAGUUUUGGUGAUCUAAAAAACCUAAGGCAUCUUGCUUUUUUCAAUUGCCAGAAAUUGAGGAGGUUGCCAGUCUCGUUUAAAGAGCUCACACUCCUACAACACCUCUUCUUACAGUGCUGUUAUGAACUCACCUUAGAGUCAGACAUUCUGGAAAACAUGACAAGGCUAGUGUAUUUCAUUAUCGAUGGUAGCAAUCAAUUGGAAGAGUUGCCUCGUCACAUUACAAAUCAACCCUCCUUGACAGAGCUAUGUUGUUAUUCAAAGAAGUUAAAGGAGAUACCAGUGAACAUCGGUCAACUGAGCAAGUUGCGAAGAAUGGAUAUAAGAAGUGAAUUGAUGACAAGCCUGCCGACGUCUAUUGGAGAUUUGUCUUCCUUGACUUAUCUUCAUAUUUCUUAUUGUCACAAGCUGGAAUGUCUACCUGAGUCUCUGGGGCGCCUUGAUCUCUUAAGGAAUUUAAGAAUGGAUUUUGUAGGAGUGAAAUCCUUACCAAAGUCAUUAGGGCAACUAAUUAAUCUUCAAAAGUUGGAGAUAAUGCGUUGCCCAACCGGUGAAUUGGAUCUUGGGGCAGGGUUGUUUACAUGUUUGAAGGAGAUAUACCUUAAGUCAACUGAAGUGUCCAAGAUCUCCAUCUCUGAAGACUCUCCUCUCGAGUGGCUCAGAUUUUGGGAUAAUGGACAUCUAAAGGAAAUAGAAGUCCUACCAAAUACACUCCAGCACAUAAGUUUGAUGAGGUGCCCCAAUUUGGAUGUGCUUCCUAGUUUUGCACAAUUAGGUUCUCUCGAAAGUUUCAUCAUCAAAGGCUGCUACAGAGUAAAGAAAAUACCAGGUUUGGAACAUUGCAGAGCAAUGGAAAGAUUGAGAAAAGUGGAACUCCAAGCAAUCAACAGAUCAAGUUUCGAAGGUUUCAUUCAUAGCAUGCAGAAAUGGCCAAAGGAAGAAAUAAUAGUGUGCACGCGAGCAGUCCCUGAUGCGGCCACAAUUGUAAACUCGUUUGUAAACUCCUUUCCCAAUCUCUCUGUGGUUGACUCCUUCGCUAACCAAAAACUGAAGUCCGACCCAUUUCUCAAAUGGCCCUCCGCUGCUCGCUGUAUUCUUCUAUGUUUUGUUGUGAAUUGUUAAUCUCAAAUAACCUCGUUACGGCCGGCAUACAGUACUGAAAAUGCGGAUAAAACAAUUAUGGGGCACUCUGAUGUGAUGGUGUUGGAGGAGGGUAAAUGGGUAUGGACAGCUCUGUUAACGAAACAUUCAUGGUUCCAUAAGGGCAUUUCAGGUGAGACACAACCACGGGUGCACAUAUGUGAAGAUGGUCGUGGUGUAGGAGAAGUGGAGAAAGGAGUAGUUGUGAUGGGAGAAGAGGAGAGCGUUUGGGAGGCUUUCACCGGUUUAUGUGUUGUCCUAGCAAAUUAAGAAUAUUGUCAAUAAUAUUGAUAGACAUGUGAAUUAAAUAGAUUCAUUGGAACGAAAACA